Messenger RNA from Eimeria tenella, 677 nucleotides. RefSeq lists its product as uncharacterized. The annotation marks the transcript as partial. The record is from RefSeq and is a predicted model, not a curated record. Gene Ontology annotation, molecular function: structural constituent of ribosome. Lineage: Eukaryota; Apicomplexa; Conoidasida; Eucoccidiorida; Eimeriidae. Gene Ontology annotation, biological process: translation. Gene Ontology annotation, cellular component: ribosome. The transcript is spliced from 3 exons.
AUGAACGACCGCGUGGAGGCGCUGGAGCUGCAGCACAUAAAGCUGCUGUCGCAGCUGGUGCUGCUGCAGGAAGAAGCAGAAGCAACAUGUUUGCUGCUGUUUGCUUCUCCUCAGCAGCACGGCUUCGAUGCUGAACUUGUCAUCAAGAGACACUUGCUCAGCCUCGCGGAGGAUGGCCCAACUGCAGCAACAGCAGCAGCACCAGCAGCAGCAGCAGCAGAAGGCAGUGCAGCAGCAGCGCCAGCUGCAGCAGCAGCAGGCAGUGCAGCAGAGCCACGCGCGCCGCCAGCGGCAGCAGACAGCGCAGCAGCAGCAGCAACCGCAGCAGACAACGCAGCAGCAGCAGCAGCACCGGACAACGCAGCAGCAGCAGCAGCAACAGAUAACGCAGCAGCAGCAGCAGCAACAGAUAACGCAGCAGCAGCAGCAGCAACAGAUAACGCAGCAGCAGCAGCAGCAGCAGAAGAGCGUUGGUCUGAGCUGCUGCGUUGCUUCUCGGAAAUAAAAAAAGAAUUAAUUGUUUUAAAACAAACUCAAAGACAGACACAAAAUGGACAACUGUCGCAGCCCAUGGCUGCUGUCCUCGCCAGGGCUGUCGAAGCAGCAGAAGUUUUGGAGGGCAACGGUAGAGACGGCCGCAAAGACAAGAAAAGGAAAAAGAAAAAAUCAAGAAAGGA